This is a messenger RNA of Fusarium subglutinans, 1395 nucleotides long. RefSeq lists its product as uncharacterized. The coding region runs from base 1 to 1395 and encodes 464 amino acids. NCBI's taxonomy places the organism in Eukaryota, Fungi, Ascomycota, Sordariomycetes, Hypocreales, Nectriaceae. The record is from RefSeq and is a predicted model, not a curated record. The transcript has a single exon.
AUGGCCAACUCGGCGGACCGAGUCUUCCAUACUUUGGAGCUCGCUCAGCAAAUCGUCUUUGAGCUAGAACUCAAAGAUUUCUUCAGAGCAUUGUCGAUUACAAAAGGGCUUUGGGAAAGCCGUGUACCAAACCACGUUUGGGAAGAACACCUCAUGCGUCUUGGAUACCCACUUCGUACCAUUCGACAAACCCGUCAUUCCCUAGAGUCCUGUUAUAUGAGCAUAUCUCAAGCCGCUGAUGCCAUCAGUCACGGAGUCAGCCCCGGAUCAAACCUCAUGAGGUUGGCAGAUGAGCUUGGAGAGAAUCACGAAUACAAAUACCACUAUGAUGGCGAUAUGGCAGCGCCACUCAUCAUUCAAUCUUCUCCGUCAGACAAAGCGGCAGACAAGUGCAACAUCUUUGCGAUAGAUUUUGAAGAUUUGCGUCUCUUGUUCACAGACGUGGAGAAUUUCCCCAAAAACGUAGUGUUCAACGGCACUGUUCUCCUAGGAGUAGAUCACAGUCGUGACGACAUAAAGCCACGUCCCGUUGUUCUAUACAGUCUGGAUGACUGGUCUCUAACAAACAAGUUGAUAAACACUCGUCUAAGCAACGAUGAGAAUAUAAUGUGGUUGAGAGAGUACCGGCUCUAUCAUAAUGUCAUCUUAAUUACUUACGUCAUAUUUGAUGAGACAAUGGAUGUGACCGAGAUUUGGAUGGAUAUUUGGGACGUUCAAGGAACGAAACGUGGAGAAAUCAUUAUCCCUGUAGAAGGCUCUGCAGACGGUCCGUUCCAUUCUGAUGACGGCAGUCACUAUUUGACGAUACUUAGCAACCCCUCGUUGGACAACGUCCCACGAACUAUCCAAACUUGGAACUUGGAACGGAUGGAGUUGACAUAUGAAUGUACCGUCUCCGAAGAAGAUAUGGAUCAAAAUCAUGACUUCCAUACGACAAAUGGCAUUGUGUACAUUUGUGACGAUUCAGCGGAGAUUUCUGAAUACUGGGCUGUUGAUGGCAGACCUAUUUCCAGGAAAGUUGCAGAGAUGGAAUUUAACUCGACUUACUGGAGAAAGUUCUCAGAUGGCAGCAGGAUUGUAUGGGACAAGUGGCUUAUACUGUACACGAAGGAGGGAGAUGUAGUGCAGCGCUUCAAGGUGAAGCGGGUACAGGGGGUCUACUGCCUUGAAGCUGGCAUACUUUUUGACAGAUUCAUCUUCUGCAUCUCUUGGCGUGAGAAGUCGAAACAGGCAACCUUGAUGAUCUAUUCCAAGACAGGAGAGAAAUUGACACAGACUCGUUUGGAUGUGAGAGGGCGCUGCUUGAGAUGGUUCGUUGACAUCGCGGGACGCCUGGUCUUGAUCUGGGACAUGGAUACAUGCAUGGAAAUUGUAGAUUUUCGUGGGCUUUUAUAG